AUGAUGCCCGGUACCGGUGGCUCUGAUCCCGUGAAGACAACUUGUCUACGUUUCUUCCACGCCCUCACUGCGAAGAACGAUACCACAGCAGCGAGGAGCAGCAGGGCCAGGGUGGCCCCAACGCUGACGCCUGCGGUGCCCCCUUUCGAAAGACCUUGCGAACUCACAGGGCCCGCAGCCGACUCUGAGCUCGAUGGCGGCGUGGCCUCUGUCGCCUCGGACGAGGUUGUCGGGCCGGCUGAAGCAAUGGACGUUGUGGGAACCUCCAAGCUGCCCGGAUUCCUCGAUGUAGUCGAGGUUGUCGGGCCGGCCGAAGCAAUGGACGUUGUGGGAGCCUCCAAGCUGCCCGGGUUUCUCGAUGUAGUCGAGGUUCUGGAGCUUGUCGAAGUACUCGGAGUCGGUGCUGUGGUCUGCGUGGUUUGUGACCUUCUGAACGCGGCGGCGCUUUUGGGAUUGCUGGAGAGCUUCGCAGCCACGAGGUCGUCGGCCGGGCACCCCAUAAGAUCACAGGCAUUUGAGGAACAGCAUCCGAAAAAGGGCUUGUUCAAGUCAAAGCAGGUAUACCAUUCGCCAGUUGGGUCUUGGCACUCCUGAUCCGUGAUGUUUGUGCCCUUCUCCCUGUCGAAGCUAGAAUACCGGACACUGUAAUGGGGGCAGUCCUGGGGCCGCGGGGAUCAGCGAUGAACACGACAAAGAAAAAUCUUCGCAUUGCAAGGUAUGCCGUGGGCUUUUUGUGGCCACGGUCAUGAGCCCCAGCUUCACCGUCAUCACGAGCUCAGGGAAGAACAGAGGCGAUCGACGGUGCUUCCCAAUGGGAAGAGAAGAGAAUACUGGGAGUUUACUCACACCUGAGCCGUCUUCGCCGGGGUCCGAAGCGCAACAACCAAGAAAUUGGAUAUUGCAAUCCUCACAGACAAAAAAGGCGCCGCCCGCGGGGCAUGUGAUGCCAAACACGUCUACUGGAUUGUAUACCAUGGUGGGCGGUGUUCACCUGGUAGACAAGUGGUUGUCUGGGGUUGUGGCUCAACCCCGUCCAGAAUAUGUGUCGUGUUCAGAUUGGAAAGAGGUCUGGAGGCAGCAGGCUCUGGGGAAAAGAAAGGCGUCAGUGACAAGGUCAAGUGACCCGAGGAGGGGUCGUCCAACGUCGAGCGCCCGGAGUGGCAAGAAGUGGGAAGCAAACAAUUCCAGGUAAACAGACUACAACCAAGAGAAGUAUCGAGGUACCUUUGCUGCUAGCAGAGUGCGGCAAACUGGACAGCUGUGCUACCCACAGUCGGGUCGAACGAUAUCAAUGUUUCUCGAGUUUGCCGUCUUGGAGUAAGUGAAUUAUAACAGUGCUGUUGUAGAAUAAAGUAACGUGAUCGACUGCUGCAAGCGCACUUUUCCACAGUGCUGCAAGAGUGAUUGAGUAGGGUGUCCCAUCCCCUGACCACUCUGACCAACUGUACACCAGUGGAAAUCUAUUAUACAGGGGGUUAUUCCAAUGGAGAAUACCACAGCACACAGGUGGUCUUUACAUGUGAA
Molecule: messenger RNA, 1524 nt
Organism: Diaporthe batatas
Lineage: Eukaryota; Fungi; Ascomycota; Sordariomycetes; Diaporthales; Diaporthaceae
Exons: 1
Coding region: 1-594 (197 amino acids)
Source: RefSeq, a predicted model, not a curated record